AUGCAGAACUUCUACAACUUCACCGCGCAGGACGUCUUCACCCUGCCGGCGUCGACCGAUAAAAUUUCUGUUGCGCCAGACAAGCUCCUCGUGACUAGUCUCACGAAAGUGAUGCUCCGGGUCCUGGAUCUGGGCGAGAAAGGCGUCGAGACCCACAGCUUCGAGACCCGGAGCGUGGUGGACGAAUUGGCGUACUGCGAGGCCAAUAAUCAUAUCGCAACGGUCGAGGGCAAAAUUCUACAGGUUUAUCGAUCAUGGUGGUCCGACCUCAGAUUGACCACAAUAGGUGUGGCCGUUUGCUUCGCCUGGUGUAAGACCAGUGGUCGCUUAGCAGUGUUCGACGGUCGCAAAAUCACUGUCUACGAAGAUCUCGAGCCCUCGUUCGAAGUCCACGGAGUGGAGGAAGUCGAGCAAAUUCGUCUGAGCGAAAACGUAGUGGCUCUCAGUACUUCGAAGUUCACGCUUGUGUUCACGCUCCUCGAGGAGAAGUAUGAGACACCGGACGAUGAAAUCAUCUGGAAUUUCGACUCACCGGAUCUGAUCGUCAAUCGGCAAUCUCUCUCAUCGCUCACGAGUACCGAGGGGGGCUCCCGAUCUGAGGUACCUGAAGAUUUCAACGAAGCUUACCGGCCCGGUAGGCCAAUAUACGGCCUGAACAUCACAGUUGAGAACUUGUGCAGUCAUUCGAAAUAUCAGGCGAAAGUCAUCCUGUUCAAGAGGGUUCAGCCACACUUCAUGCAGCUUGUGUCAUACGUGAAUCGCUCCGAGGAGAAGAAUCAAGAUCCGCUCUCCCCCGAGAAGGGCGAAGUCGAAUACGUGACCCUCAUCAUCGCCCAUGGAAACAAAUGCGAACUAUUCGGGGUCCUCGGAGCAGAUGCUAGAGGUGAAUUGGAACUCCCCGAGAAGCCCGGGAGUCUCGCGGUGGACGAAUGCUUUCUUCACAUCUUGACGCCAUCGAUGCUGCGCACCUAUUCCGUGCCCAUACCGGGAAUCACGAAAGAUUGGGACCCUUUCCUGUUGAGUACGCAUUUGAUGAGCAUGAAUUGUUUAUUGAUGUCUCAGGACCACCUGGUUGUGGUGAGUGGUCGUGAUAUGGGCGACGUCACCGUUUAUUCUUUGCUGAAGCCAACCACCAGUGAAUUCUACGGGGAUCUUGUGCUCUCUCGGGACCGCGUUGUUCUACGACGGGCGGAAGACGUGGUACGUCUUCAGGUUCGAGUUCACGGCGAAGCGUGUUCGGAGAGACUGUUGGAAUUCUAUCGUCGUAUCGAGGAUGCCGCCCCGCGUCUGACUAUCGAUGCUGCGCUCAGGAACUCUUCGCCCGACUCCGGUGUGGUGGAAGAAGCUCUGGAGAAUUCUGAUAUCAGAGAAUUGUUGACGGAGGAAGGAUUCCUCACAGAGCUCGGCAGUACGCUGCUCUGUAAAUAUCCAUCCAUGUUGCCGCUAGUCUUGAACAAAUGUACCUACAUAAGUCCAAAAGUUCUGCGAGAAAAGAUCGCUGUCGCCACUCCGGACAUUGCGAUGGCGAUAUGUGAUUACGUAUGCAAUCAUCUGCACAGGGGGGGCGAGGCUGGAAAACUCCAUAAGAGGAUGAUCACCAGAAAUAUACCGGACUGGGUGUACGAACUCCCGCCGUUCGAUGGCCGGGGACCGGACGCGAAAUGUAAAGAAGAAGAGAAUUGCGUAUGCCUCCGAUGCACAGCGGGCCUGCUCUACGGCGUCGUCGUCCUGGCGAGCGCCCCGAAGAAGAUUCGGCACGAGGUUCUCAUGCCUGAGCUUCUGGAUGAAUCUUCCAUUCCCGAUCUUUUGAAACUCGCCUGUCUCCUGCCCUUAUCGAAGUCAUCAUCCGCGGAUCCGGAAGAUUUCGAGCCCGUCUCGGGAAUCAUCGUCAGACUCGCGCAGAAGUACACGAAGACUUCUCAGCCGCUCGCCCAACAUCUGCUUACGGCGUUGAGCGAUGUCUUAUCCCUGACGGACUUCUUGAAAUGUGUGCCGGAAUCGUCACCGAGCCUGCUACCUUGGGUACAAAACGGACUCAUGCGGGAACGUGCGAGGAAGCUCAAGCAGGAGAUCGUGAGCCUCGGGACGGAAAUCAGGCCUUUGUUGCCCUGA
This is a messenger RNA of Galendromus occidentalis (western predatory mite), 2112 nucleotides long. RefSeq lists its product as uncharacterized. The record is from RefSeq and is a predicted model, not a curated record. NCBI's taxonomy places the organism in Eukaryota, Metazoa, Arthropoda, Arachnida, Mesostigmata, Phytoseiidae. Bases 1 to 2112 code for a protein of 703 amino acids. Gene Ontology annotation, cellular component: cytoplasm. Gene Ontology annotation, biological process: organelle organization. The transcript has a single exon.